UAUUUUGUGUCACUUUUUUAGAUUUUUUUUUUAAAUCAAAGUAUGUUAAUGAAGAUGCCGUUUUCAUAACUACUUAACACCCAGGGCUAUAUAUUUUUUAGUCGAGAAUGGCAAUCAGAAACCUACCUGUACAUACUUUCACAUUGAUACGGUCUCCUUUUAUGAGACUUGUGACUAACAAAAAGUCCUUUUUUGCUGUCCCGUUUGUUCCCUAGACAUAUUUUAUAUAUGUCAUGUUUCUAUUAUGUUAAUUUCAUGUGUUUUUUGUUUUUUUUUUUGGCUACAAUAAAUAUUAAUUGCUUAGUUUACGCUUUGUUCUACUGCGGCCGCCGAGCUUCUGGUUUGAAAUGUGGACCGGACGACCGAUGCCGAUGGUAUGGAUUCGCACGCAUGCGCACAAGGUACGUAGAAGUCGACAUCGCGGCGUACGUGAUCACCUUUCCGGCGGUACGUGCCGAUACCAAGCGAUAGCCGCUGAACGUGACCGACGUCGGGUUAGUGCAUAGAGGCCUGUAAAACGUCGCCGACGACAACCAGCACCAUAAACAUGCUGAAAGCUUGCUUACGUCCAACAUAGCAGCGACGUAAUUGACGGCUUGCUGCGCGACAGUUACGUAACGACGUAAUCAGUUUCGUAACUGACGGGUGCAUUCUUUAUCCACUGCGAAAAACGAUUAAUUGAAAGGUGAAAAACCUAUGCAAUCCCUGUUAUAAGUCAUAAUGCACAUAUGUAGAUGAUAAAAUGAAGUUUAUUGCACGUUGCUCUUGAGAAAUCUGAGGUUGUUCUUGUUUGUAAAAAGAUAGUUCAUUCAAUAUAAAUAUGUUCUCAAUGUACUUGCAUUGCCUUUCAUUGAUACAGUGCAACAUAGAUUUCACAUUUACACUUGACAUCCAAAUUAGGCUGUAUGAUGCCCCUGAAUUAUUUUGAAUUUUGACAUCCAUGCUCUAAAUUGACCAUACUGUGGGUGUGAAUGUAAGUGUGAAUGGUCAGCCGGCAUCGGCGCCAGCUCACCAGCAACCUCUGAAGACAAGCUAUGCAGAAAAUUGUGGAUGGGUAAUAAAUGGGUUUUGCAUGACAAAAUGGGGCGAGUGAUCAGGUUUGAAGAGGCCAGAAUGCCAUCCGAGGCCGAUGCUGCCCACUUUCCCCGUGGGGCCUCGUUUUUCCCAGCCAGCUACAAUGAUGACGGGCCCGAACAUGUACAAUGUACCGCAGCAGAUCAGACCGCCGGUGCACCUUAAUAGUCAUGCCGGUUUCCAUAAUCACAGUCAGCAGCAACUGCCGCAUCAAUGGCCUGUUCAAAACGUCCUCGGUCCGCAUCCUCAACAAAUGAUAAGGGCGCCAUCAGGCAUGAUGAUGACGCCCGGGGCCCCGCAGAUGGUACCUGUUGGUUUUAUGAAUGGAGAAAUUUUGUUUGAGCAGGUGCAUCCUUUAAUGUCUGCAGCUCCUCCGCAAAACCUCUUCACAACUAUUAACACAAGGAAGACUGAGCAUGUGCGGGAGCGACCCUACAUCAAGAAGCCGCCGAAUGCCUUUAUGUUGUUUGCAAACAAGUACAGAGAAGUAGUCACCAUGCAACUGGAAAAGAGAGACAGUGCAUCUGUUCAUGUGGCCCUCGGAAAAAUGUGGAAGUUGCUACCACAGGCGGACAGGGACAAAUACUACGAAGAAGCAGAUGCGCAGAAACGGCGGCACGCUCAGCUUUAUCCUCGUUGGUCCACCUGUGAAAACUAUGGGAAACGCAGGAAGCGGCGAAAGAGUAAAGUACAAACUGGUGUUUCAAAGGAUACACCAGAUCCUGAAGUUGCACAUACCAAUAGCAUGUGCCUUUCUACAGUCCAAAAGGACAUCAUGGCAUGUGAUGAAUUGGACUCCUCUUCCGAAACAAUGCAUUACAACUCGCAGCCCCCUUCCGCCCUCGAUUCAGAAGAGUCUGUGGAAGCACUGAUUGAAGAAAAGAAAUUCAUGCAGAUGCCGUGUGGCAAAAAUGAACUUUCAAUUGCUCCCGAUGGGCAACCUCAAGGAGAAACUCUUGAGAACGACCAUGCACUGAAUCUCCUGGAUUGCAUGCUUCUUUCCCCUGCUUCUCAGAUUGAGCUUCAGAGUGUCGAAGAUGGGUUCCAGUUGUUACUGGAGCAUUUUGAGCCUCAGGGCCUGCCGUUGCUUACCGAGGCUGAGGAGUAUACCAAGCCCCUGAGCAUAGGGGAAUCGCAGCAGCUCAUCAUCAAGGUGUUCGAAGGUCCUGCGCUGACGGGAAACAUAAAGGUAGAGACCCAGGUGGACCUGGCUGUGCAGGGUCACACAGUAACAGCCGGCCCCUCGAAGCCUCUCAACAAACCCAUCCAAUUAGCACUGGAGCAUCUUGACGCAAAGGAAGAGAUACAACCACGCCUCAUCGCACACUGUCAGACGUUGGUGGCAGAGACCAUAAAACAGGAGGCGCUCAAUCAGGUACCGCUGCGACUUCUUGAGGCACCUUCCUCCGUCGCACUCGGUGUUAAGGAAAAGACCCAAAUGACGACGUCCGUGCAGAGUCAGAAAACAAAACAAGUAUUCAAUCCCCUCACUGUUCAUCAUCACAAAUCAGAGUCCUCCAGACUACUGAGUCAAGACACGGAGAUCCAAGCGCCAUUGGUGGACUUUGAGACUUCCGUUAGGAGUCAGAGUCAGAAAUUAGGGUCCAUCCAGUCGCUAAGUAAGGAAAAGCUCUCUGGACCACUGCCUCAUGUUGAGACCCUGUCCGCUGCAUCACAUUCAAGAGGUGGUGACCUCCUCCAGUGUCUCAGUUUUGGUGAUGAGCUACAAUUCUAGUUUAGUGGUGUCCUCCAGAUGGUGGAUUCUAAACAUCUGUCCUGUUUUCUUUUGUGAUGAGACAUCAAGAAGCUCCUUUUUUUGGGGAGGGGGGCGGUCUUUUCCAGUUAAACCUCUCUUCCAAUAUCUGUAUCAACACAAUCCACAGAUUAAGCACAAGCAGGUCUGCAUACCGGUAUUCCUUUUAAAAUGACAUUUUAGAAGUUUUUUUCAUGGACACCAGCCGAGGCAGCGUGUUGGUUGUGCCAAAGUGAGAUGUACUUAACAGCUUAAGAAUCAUUGGCUCGGGGGUGAAAAUAAAUAUCAGUAUUGCGACGUAUUAUGGAUAUACCUUCCUGUACAGUAUACAAUAUGCCAGUAUCAAUUCUAUAGUGAUACUGUCACCUUCCGAUAUAAACCCAUUUUUAAUAUGUGAGACGACACAUGAAUGUCUAAUCGACACAAUUUGCUACUUGGAAUUUGCCAUAUUUUGAGCGCAAAGCUACUUUUUUGAAUAAAGCAAGUUAAAAUACAUUGGGAUAAGUAACGUCAUGUAUUGCGCGACGAAAAGGCCGGUUUUUGCUGAGAUUAAUUUUCAUGUCAAAAUCGAGCAUCUAACUCUGGAUUAGUUUGAUUUCUAUGUAAAUUGCUUCAUGUUCCUCAUGUAUACUUCUGCUUGGAAUUCAUGUAACCGUUUUAAAGCUUCUUGGAAUUCAUGUAACCGUUUUAAAGCAUAUACAUAUGGUGAUACAUUAUUACGGUAAUAUAAUGACAAAUAUGUAUUUUUGUAUCAAAUUAUCUAAUGUGUGCUUAUUGUGCAAACUGAUGGGACAAAAUAUCCACCCCAGGGAUGGCUCCAGGAUUUAUUUUUUCCCUCUCGGGGCUGAAAGAGGGCUGAGAAAAUAAUUUAGAAAUAUAUUUUAGAAUAUCAAAUAAAGUGCUGGUGGGUCUGAACUGGGCUGAACAGAUUUCUAUAAAGCCUUAGCCCCGGUAUAGUGCCACCCCUGAUCCAUCAGGGUCAACAAACACCUGAACCGCAAAACAGUUUCUUCCCUUCUAAUGGACUUCUCUAUAUUUCAUAAAUUGUCUGUAUGCAGUUUAUUUGACCUGCUGUAAUGUAACAAUGAAAAUGGAUUUACUAGUAGAAUCAACUUGUAUGUUUUGCUAUUUUUUGAGUUUAUAUUUGACCAGUUUUCUGUAAAUAUUUGUCUUGGUAUACUAUGUAUAUACUGUACACUCAUUUAUGUAACUCUGAAGAUGAACGGACAGGUGGAAUCAACCCUGAUGAAAUAAAAGUAAUUCUGAGAUGA
Messenger RNA from Hippocampus comes (tiger tail seahorse), 4098 nucleotides. RefSeq lists its product as uncharacterized. Gene Ontology annotation, cellular component: beta-catenin-TCF complex; chromatin. Lineage: Eukaryota; Metazoa; Chordata; Actinopteri; Syngnathiformes; Syngnathidae. The transcript has 9 exons. Bases 1130 to 2809 code for a protein of 559 amino acids. Gene Ontology annotation, biological process: canonical Wnt signaling pathway; regulation of transcription by RNA polymerase II. The record is from RefSeq and is a predicted model, not a curated record. Gene Ontology annotation, molecular function: DNA-binding transcription factor activity, RNA polymerase II-specific; RNA polymerase II cis-regulatory region sequence-specific DNA binding.